Messenger RNA from Larimichthys crocea (large yellow croaker), 2997 nucleotides. It is a transcript of the gene lypla2, whose product is annotated as lysophospholipase 2. The transcript is spliced from 10 exons. Lineage: Eukaryota; Metazoa; Chordata; Actinopteri; Sciaenidae. Gene Ontology annotation, biological process: protein depalmitoylation. Gene Ontology annotation, cellular component: cytoplasm. The record is from RefSeq and is a predicted model, not a curated record. Gene Ontology annotation, molecular function: palmitoyl-(protein) hydrolase activity; carboxylic ester hydrolase activity. The coding region runs from base 187 to 882 and encodes 231 amino acids.
UGCGGUGACGUCACGGCGCUCUGUUCCCGCCCACCCCUCCCCCUUGCUUGUGUGCGGGCAGUUAGCGGAAGUUCCGUUCCGUCGAGAAUCGGGACAGCGAAGCGAUUUUAUGUGUCCACGCUGUGUGAUCUGUCGUCAGCUGACCUCUGGUGUCCUCUCGUCUCUCUCCAGCACCUCCUACAGUGUAUGUGUGGCAACAACAUGUCUGUGCCGCUUCUCGCAGAGGCUGUGACGGUGCCCGGGGAUGAGUCCGGGACCACCGCGGUGGUGAUUUUCCUUCAUGGGCUGGGAGACACCGGGCAUGGGUGGGCAGACACUCUGACAGGGAUCCAGCUGCCUCAUGUCAAGUUCAUCUGCCCCCACGCGCCCCGAAUGCCCGUUACUCUCAACAUGAAGACGUGUAUGCCCGCGUGGUUUGACCUCAAGGGUCUCACCCCCGACACUCCAGAGGACGAAUCUGGAAUCAAGAAGGCAGCAGACAACAUCAAGGCCAUAAUAGAUUACGAGGCCAAAAACGGGAUCCCCCCACACCGUAUAAUGCUCGGUGGCUUCUCUCAGGGUGGGGCUUUGUCCUUGUAUACCGCCUUGACCUGCCAGCAUCAGUUGGCUGGCGUUGUGGCCCUCAGUUGCUGGCUACCACUUCACAAGAAUUUCCCAUCGGCAUCAAGCGGCCACAAGAACAUCCCGAUCCUGCAGUGCCACGGUGAGAGCGACUCCAUGAUCCCGGUGGAGUUUGGUGCGCUGACGGCAAAGAAACUCAAAUCCAUAGUCAACCCUCAGAUGAUCACCUUCUCAACCUACCCAGGGCUCUCUCACAGUUCCUGUCAUCAGGAGAUGCAGGAUGUAAAGGAAUUUAUCGAGAAGUAUUUGCCCCGAAUCUGACCUCACCUCAUCCCCACUGUGACCCCCCCUGAGACACUGACCUCUCACCUCUGAUCUGCUAUUCUCCCACAGGAAACAGCCAUGAGCUCCCCCCCCCCACCCCACCCUCUCUCUUCCACACACAUCGACAACAAACACACAGAUUUGAUAAUAAAGAAUUUGCUUAACUAAAACUGCUCGCUUCUCCACGCAGACCAACCCAACAGCACUCAAACCGAACACACUGAUUUGAUAGUAACAUUACCAAGCGCUCGCACGCACAAAGUCUUAGCCUUUUGGAGGGAGAAACACUGACUCAUACGAUACAUUCCCUGUGUUUUUUUUUAUUUAAACAACCUUUGUCUGACACCUCCAAACAACCUCAGUUCUUCUCCACUUUUACCUCAUUUUGCUUCUUCUUAUUUUCAGCUGUCACCUCCCCUCAUCACUUCCACUGCCACUGCCUUUCCCUCUUUCAUUCCUGCGUCAGUUUUAGUGGAAAUCCAACAUUAAGAUCGAGUCGGAUAAGCAGGUUAACACCUACCUGAUGCUGUCCGUGAUCAUACCGAGGCGCAGUCAGACCGGAUUUAGCUUUUCCAGUCUUUUCAGGCUCUGAUGUCCAGCUAGUUUGAGAGAAAAGAUUGGAUCUCAUUCAGGAAAUUUUGAUUUAUAAUCUUUUUUUUUUUUUUUUACUUGGAUGCUGCUUUGUGACAUAAAAACAUGUUACAAAACGCGGUAUAAUUCACAACUUUAUGGGCUGCUGGCCAUGCCAGCUCCUGCAGCUACACAAGUUAAUCUCCACAGCUGAAAUUCGGUCUGACUGCGGCUUCACUGCUGGGUCAGGGUGAGUGCUGGUUUUGGUUUCCCACCAACCCCCAUCCCUCCAUCUCACCUCCUACCACACCACGACAGUGCACCGCAGCCUGUCCAGGUCUCGCACUGGUAAUCUUGAUCAUGUAACUACAGACGCCCCUUUUUAUCAAAGUACCAACAUCCUCAGGGGCUCACAUUUCUUUUCUUUUUUUAAUGAGUGUGAUAAAAUAUCUUGAAUUAUAUGAAGAAAACCCAAUUGAAAUAAAAGAAACCUAAUCAAUCGAUACUUUUGCCAGCCUGUGCUGUUUAUUUCAGAACUUCCACACCUGCAUGUCAGCGAUCUCUUUCUGCUUUGUGAUGUCAGAUUACUUCAUCUGAUUUCCUUCUUUUUAAAUUAAGAUUGUAGACUGAAAGGGGAAUGACUGACCAGUACGAGUUGCAUGAGAUAAUACAUCACUGCAGAUGGUUGCAGGCCCGCACAGACUGCACACCAUGAGUCGUUUCACUGUUCCUCCCACCGACUUUUUCUCUUUAAAACAUCCCCUCCGCUCAUUCAAGUGUUUCUGUUUCAUCCACCAACCUCACGAACGGCCUCCUCUCCAUAAGUCCCGGUCGAUUUAACUCCUCUCUUCCUCCACGACGCCGAAACUGGCUUUUAUCCCCAAGAAAAUCUAAGAUACCAUAUUAACUUCCCAGCUUCCAUCCCUUUGCAACUUACUGUAACACACUAACAGAACAUAAAAGGUCAGAGUUAAAGUUAAACCCAACUCUAUUAUCGUUAAAAGAAAAUGGCUAUACACUGGUAGGGCUUCGGCAAGAAGCUGUUCCAACAUAACUUAAGGAUGAUUUUACAAAUUUUAAAGUUAAUCUUGAACAAGUUAAGAGUGUAACCCUGAGGAGUCGUGUGUGCUUAAAAAAUAUAUAUAUAUCAGGUGUUCUGCAUUUUCCUUUGUGAAUGUUAAUUUUGUUCCACAUUACUGUUUUCAAACAUGGUUUAAAGAAAGUUUCAAAGGAUUGUUGUUCAUUAAUCAAUGAAUGUCUCUUGUCUUGCUCGCGUUUGGUUUGCUUUUUACUCCCCUUGUGUGACGACGUCACCCCGUCCUGUUGUGUGUCGUCCCUGGUUUCUACAUGUGUGUUUAUUGGACUUAUUUUUCGUUGUGUUUUGUCACCAUUGUCAUCUCAUCCUUUUUUUUUUUGUUGUUGUUUGUGCCUGUUUAUAAUGAUGAGCAUUAAGAAAACAUGUUGAGGUGAGACUUGGGGUCUCUCCUUUUUUUGUUUGUUUUCAAAAUGACACCUGUAUGCAGAAUAAAUGACCAAAAAAAG